CAUUUUGAUCUCACAAAUACAGCACAUUCAUUUCCAUUCACAGUUCACCUCUUUUCUCUUUCCCAAACAUAAAGAAUCCAAAGCUCAACUAUCAAACUAUUUAUCACUCUUUUUUUCAAAUUGCCCCUUUCUUCAUCUGGAUUUUCACAUUCACCUAAUAACCUUUCCUUCUUCCAUGGACAACCAGUUUUCCCUCAAUGCACCACCAUUCCACCUUGAACCCUCCCUAUCAGCUUCCUACUACCUAUCUUCCGCCAUGGACAUUCAUGCAACCGAGCUGAAUUGCUCCCAACAUUGUGAACAACCAACUGAUUAUUAUGGUCUACACUUCCACCUCCCCCUGAGUUCAAUGCCAUCCCAAGUUGGUGGUUUUCAAGGGAACAACAACAACAUUUCUCCAUUGCAGGGUCGAUCAAAGUCUGUCACUUCUCAAAAUGAAUCAUUACUGAAUCCCAAUGCUGAUUUGGAAGCUUCAAAAUAUUGGAAUUCAAGGAAAAGAACAAAAACAGUGGAAACUUCAGCUUCACCAACAAUUGCUGCAAAGGGGUCUGAAAGAAACCAAGAAUCAAAUGAAAAACGGAGCAACACUAAUACCAAUACUAAGCCUCUAGAACCUCCCAAGGACUAUAUUCAUGUUAGAGCAAGAAGGGGUGAAGCCACUGACAGCCACAGUUUAGCUGAAAGAGUCCGUAGAGAGAAAAUUAGUGAAAGAAUGAAGCUUCUGCAAGAUCUUGUUCCUGGUUGCAACAAGGUCAUUGGAAAAGCAGUUAUGCUGGAUGAAAUUAUAAAAUACGUUCAAUCAUUGCAGAGACAAGUUGAGUUCCUCUCAAUGAAGCUAGCUUCAGUUAAUAGCAGACUGGAUUUUAAGCUGGAUAGUGUCAUGUCCGAGGAUAUAUUUCAAUCAAACAACAAUUUUGCACAUCCAAUAUCCACAAUAGAUUCCUGGGCAUCAGCCAUUUUUGGGCAGCAGCAGCAAAACCUUGCACUGCAUAGCAAUGUUUCUAAUGGGACAAUGACCCAAUGCUCAGUGCAGCCAAUGGAUACUGCAAUAUGGCCCCAACUUCAACACCCAUUUACCUCCAAUCAACUUCCCCUUAGCUAAUUUCAUUUUCACAAAACCUUAGCCAGGAAUGGGGUUACAAUGAGAAAACUUCCAGGGUAAGAAAAAGUCAUAAUCUCACACAUAAUUAUAUAAUAAGUCGUUCAUGGUAGACUGAUUAUUGUAUUAAUGCGGGGUCAAAUCGAGUAUCCCAUAUGAAAGUUGAGGUCUAAUAACCAUUACUUGGUCCUGGUUUGAAGUUCCAGAACAGCUGCUGUGCAAUGUAUAUACAAAGAAUAUUAUCCAAGUAGUGUAAAAUUUGUGUAUUUGCUGGUGCAAUCAUCUUUAUAGCAAAAGCACCAACAUUAAGAUAUCAUGUAACAGCAUCUUUUAAUUAUAUAAGAGCAUCAAGGGUGGCAGUGGACUAGACCCUAUCAAUCAUUCA
Molecule: messenger RNA, 1484 nt
Organism: Gossypium raimondii (Peruvian cotton)
Lineage: Eukaryota; Viridiplantae; Streptophyta; Magnoliopsida; Malvales; Malvaceae
Product: transcription factor bHLH62
Exons: 6
Coding region: 176-1102 (308 amino acids)
Biological process (GO): regulation of DNA-templated transcription
Cellular component (GO): nucleus
Molecular function (GO): protein dimerization activity; DNA-binding transcription factor activity
Source: RefSeq, a predicted model, not a curated record